UGUACCCUGGUCGAUGUGGGCAGGAAUGUAGCGGAAGCAGUCAUGUUUAACGGCGUGGCUGAUCCUGAGGGCGAGAUGCAGCACGGAACUGAUCCAGCUGCAGGCUUGCCCGUGCCACAAACGGCAUUGACGAGAGACAAUGGUCACUUGGUGGAAACGCUAGCACACGAGAAGCACACAAGGGGUGCACGAGUGUCCGGCCUGGGACGAGAAUCGUGCGGUGUCGGAGGUCUUGCAACAUCAGCCAUGGUUCGACGGCCGAGAAUCGCGGCAUGGCGUGGCCACCCCGCCCAACUCCUCUUCCGUUGUGCAGUACGACGCUGUUGCUUGGAGCUAACUUGGCGAGCCAUGGUCCGAACUGGUGGUGGUUGUUCCGGUACGGGGUGCAUAUUGAAUGUUCCCCACGGCCUCGCGGAUUGAGAUCCCCGCCCCUCCUUCUUUCUGGCCCCUUCAUGCCAAACCACUUACAUACCUCGGGAGGUCCACGAACCCAUGGACAGCAACAGCUCAGCAUUUGACGGGAGAUAUCUGAAGCCCAUAGAGCAGAGUAUAAAGCAGCACUUUGAAGAGAUCAAAGCAAUCAAUGAUACGAUAUUCCGUAACCCGGAGCUUGCUUGGAACGAGAACAUCGCUCAUGACGUCAUAUGCGACCAUUUUGAUGCUCUGGGCUCAGACUUUACAGUUUACAGACACGCCUAUGGACUCAAGACAGCGUUUGUAGUUGAAGCUCGGCACGAUGCAUCUGACCAUGGAGCCACAGUAUCCAAUGGGGUUGUUGGUUUCCCAGUACCAAAGGAGCCCGAGAGGACUGUUUCAGAGCCAGACUUUGUUGCUCCACCGCCAAUACCAAAAAACGGUCGCCUCGUCAUCUUCAACGCCGAAUAUGAUGCUCUACCAGUCACGUCGAAACUGCCGCGAACCACACGUCCGGGAGUGAGCGCUUCACAUGCUUGCGGCCACAAUCUGAUCACCUCAUCGUCCGUAGCAGCAUUCACAAGCUGCUGGGAGGCACUGAAGCACAAGAAUAGGGAAGAAGCCUACCUGGACCACCGCGUCCCAAGGGCCACAAUGUUCGUCAGGUUGCUGGGAACUCCAGCCGAAGAAAGCGGUGGCGGCAAGAUCAAGUUGCUCCGCGCCGGCGCAUAUGAAGGUGCCUCGGCAUGUUUGAUGGCUCACCCAGGUCCCCUGGCGUGGACCGACACAAGUCUUCGAGCCUUGGCUCUCACGAGCAGCCUUGCGUCGCAAAGACUCAUUGUUAACUUUGAUGGGCAGGCGUCUCAUAUGGCCUUCCACCAGCCGACGUCAACUGGUACAACGGACGGCGCCAUCCACAGCAACAGGAAGAACGCGCUUGACGCUCUCGUUAUUGCCUACGUGAGCAUAUCGGCCCUUGCAAGGGAGCUCAAGCCGCCAGCAAGAGUGUUUGGAUUCAUCCGCAGCGGCGGGACAGCAGCCAACGUGGUUCCCGACCGAACGAGGGCUGAAUACAGUAUCCGGGCCAAGACGAUUCAGGAGCUCGUCGCGUUGCGUAAAGAGGUGACACGACGCCUGAAAGCCGGCGGCGCUGAGGCUGGCUGCACGACCCAUGUGAUAGACUCUCGUGCGACGUACUGGAAUCUUAUCUCCAACGAGCCGCUAUGUCAAGCUUUCAGCAGCCACAUGAGUAACUUUGGCAUCAGCACAGCCUACACACUGCCCGAGAUCACUGACAACCCAGUCGCAGCGACAGAUCAAGGAAAUGUCUCACACCACUGCCCUGCGAUGCAAGCUGCAUUCUUCAUAGACAGCCGGGGCGCUUUCAAUCACCAGCCCGAGUUCGCCGCAUGUGCGGGCACUGAUGAUGCUUUCGCCCGCGCCAUGGAUUGCGCAAAGGGGCUUGCUGCCGUGGGUGUGGAUGUGCUGACAAACGAUGUGCUGCAUGGCGCUGUGAGAAGCUCAUUCGAGGAGUCGCUGAGAAUCUCAGGCUCUGAAGCGGAUCAAGAAGCGGAUUCUGACCACGAAGGAACAGGCAUGAGCGCAACUGCGCUCGGAGAAGAGCAUUCCGCAGGGCCGCGUGCCGAAACGAUGACGGGGGCGGCAGAAGGAAUAUCAUCAACGAGCGCUACGGGUGGAUUGAAGGACAUGGCAGAAACUCUGGAGACCAAAUCGGCAUCGUUCACGCUUGAAGGUCUUGCCAAUUUGUCUGGGAAGACAAGAGAGGGAGUCAUCGCAUCUCUCAUGGGCGUUGCGGCUCCUCCCUCCGAUACACUCACUCGUUGAUCGGUGACGACAUGUCUUCUCCUACAUCUUCUAUGUUCUGGAACAACAAUCAGCUCUUUGGAAAGCGCUGGAAAAUAGCUGUCAACUACUGCUUCAAUGGGAACGUCUCAGAACGGCCUAAAGCUUCGUAUGCACAACCAGGUGGCGAUGUGAGCCACCCUAAUUUGAUAAGGCUGAGCAGCA
Microdochium trichocladiopsis is the source of this 2442-nucleotide messenger RNA. RefSeq lists its product as uncharacterized. NCBI's taxonomy places the organism in Eukaryota, Fungi, Ascomycota, Sordariomycetes, Xylariales, Microdochiaceae. Gene Ontology annotation, molecular function: dipeptidase activity. The transcript has 4 exons. The record is from RefSeq and is a predicted model, not a curated record. Bases 493 to 2259 code for a protein of 588 amino acids.